CCCAUGUGCCACCUGCUCAGCCCACUCUCCCUGUUGGACAUUGUGCUCUGCCUGCCUGUCAUCCUCAAGGUCCUGGCCAUCUUCUGGUUUGAUCUCAGGUCCAUCAGCUUCUCAGCCUGCUUCCUCCAGAUGUUCGUCAUGAAUUGCUUCCUCGCCAUGGAGUCCUGCACAUUCGUGGUCAUGGCCUGUGACCGCUAUGUGGCCAUCUGCCACCCACUGCGAUACCCAUCCAUCAUCACUGACCAAUUUGUGGCCAAGGCUAGCGUCUUCAUUGUCACCCAAAAUGCCAUUCUCACUGCACCUAUUCCUAUUCUCACUGCUCGACUCCAUUAUUGUGGGAAAAAUGUCAUUGAGAACUGCAUCUGUGCCAACUUGUCUGUGUCCAGGCUCUCCUAUGACAAUUUCACCCUUAACAGAAUCUACCAAUUUGUGGCUGGUUGGACUUUACUGGGGUCAGAUUUCAUCCUCAUCUUCCUCUCUUACACCUUCAUCCUAAGAGCUGUGCUUCGGUUCAAGGCUGAGGGGGCUGCCGUCAAAGCCCUGAGCACGUGCGGCUCCCACUGUAUCCUGUUCUUCAGCACCAUCCUCACCAUCCUGCUGGUUGUUGUGUUGACAAAUGUGGCCGGAAACAGGAUCCCCAUGGACAUCCUCAUCUUGCUCAAUGUCCUUCAUCACCUCAUACCUCCUGCUUUGAAACCUAUUGUAUAUGGAUUUCGAACCAAAGAGUUAAAGCAGGGGUGUCAGAAGUUAUUGUGGAAGGGGCUUUGA
This is a messenger RNA of Callorhinus ursinus (northern fur seal), 768 nucleotides long. NCBI's taxonomy places the organism in Eukaryota, Metazoa, Chordata, Mammalia, Carnivora, Otariidae. The record is from RefSeq and is a predicted model, not a curated record.